Galendromus occidentalis (western predatory mite) is the source of this 1467-nucleotide messenger RNA. Its product is annotated as sodium-dependent glucose transporter 1A-like. The coding region runs from base 1 to 1467 and encodes 488 amino acids. Gene Ontology annotation, biological process: transmembrane transport. The record is from RefSeq and is a predicted model, not a curated record. NCBI's taxonomy places the organism in Eukaryota, Metazoa, Arthropoda, Arachnida, Mesostigmata, Phytoseiidae. Gene Ontology annotation, molecular function: D-glucose transmembrane transporter activity. The transcript has 9 exons.
AUGACAAAAGUAUCGGAACGCUCCGCAAUGGACUGGUGGCACACCGCCAAUCUGAUCUUGGUGGUCUUCGGCGUGGGACUGGUGAACAGUCUUCUCGGGCCAUCUUUGAUCGACCUGGGCGAGAUCUAUGCCUCAGCCCCGAACGAGGUCGCCGUCAUGAAUUCAUAUAGAGCGCUUGGCCUAUUCAUCGGAUCAUGCGUCGGAGGCUUCCUCUAUGAGCGUAUCAAUGAUCAAAUCUUGAUGAUAGCUAUGGGUGUCAUCUACGGUGCGGGGACGGUCCUGAAUCCAGUCCUCCCGGACCUCAACUACUUCCACGUUCUGGGCUUCUCCGCCGGAGUUUCCAUCGGAAUAUGUCAUAUCGUCUAUCCAAUGAGACUCGAGAGCCUCAAGGACUGCGAAGGAAUGCUCCUUCUGAUCAAAAACGUCAUGGUAAAGGAAUACAUUAACCGCACGACCCUAAUGAGCACGAGUAAUACCGUCGUGAAAAAAAGUAGCGAUGAUACAGUUCAAGCUCAGAACGGCUCACGUCAAUGGUGGACCGACGAAGGCUCUCAAGUGCGUCUAGUCAAAAUCUGGGCCGAAGAUAGCGCUCCAGCCAUCCAAGCUAUUCACGCCUCUUACGGUGUUGGAGCAACGAUCGGGCCUUUCCUGGGAGCUCCAUUUUUGAGUUCGAGGGAGAACGGUCUCAUCGUGAGGGAAUCGGAAUUGCAUGUCCCAUACGCGGCUUCCGGAUUUCUCUAUCUUUUGAUCCUUGUUUCGAUGGUGGGGGCAUACUUCGCUGACCCCGUCGGCAUCCAGAAGGCCAAGGAAAACGAAAGGGCGGCGGAUGCCGAUUCGGACGGAACUUUUGAAACCCUCCUCAUGACGCUGCUAUUCUUCUACUUGACGAUCAGUGUGAAUAGCGAAUCAACAUUCAGCACCCUCAUAUCGGUUUACGCUUUUGCCAGCCCAUCCCUUCAGUUUUCAAAGGCCGAUGCAGCUUACUUGGCGGGGGUAUUCUGGACAACUUUCACGGGCGGCCGGAUCGUUUCAAUCUUCAUAGCGGCUUUCUUCGACGUGAAGCAACUUCUGCUGGUGUCCCACUCUCUCGUUUUGUGCGCAUCGGGUAUCCUCGUAGUCUUCGGUGGCUCUGCUGCGUGUACGUGGAUCGGAGUCGCCAUGAUGGGUUCCGGUGUGUCUUCAAUGUACGGCGCCGCAAAAGCUCUGGUUUUCAAUUACUUCCACCUGCGGCAUUUCCACAUAAGCGUGAUCCUUACGGGUGCGUGUUUGGGUAUCGCCAUCCCCGCCUACUUCGUGCCACCGGUCGUGGAGAGCUGGCCGAUGUUCCUCCCGUACUAUACUGGAUGUUGUAAUAUAACGCACCUGCUGAUUCUACUCUUGAUGUUCCGCGCCGUCAGAGGAAAGCAGACGAUACAUGCGAGGAAGGGGGAUCGGCACAGGGUAUCAAAAGAAAAUGUUGUCGUGUGA